AACACAGCCCUUUACGACCACAUAGUUUGUCUCCUGUCAAGGGUCAUUUUUUUGUGCAGUAUUUCCUUCUAAAGCUGCAAUGCAAUUGCAAAGGCGGUUCGUGGGCUCGCUCGUCUUCACCGUAAUCGUCAGCGGGCUGCUCCUUCCCCACGGAAACGGAAACUUCACGUGCCAGCGGGCCCAUGAAAAUGUUUACGAGGCAGACGGCUGCCCCAUCAAGAUCGUUCGCCAUCCAUCAAACAGCAAAUGUGUCUCCGUCCAGGUUUGGAUUCAACAUGGAGACUUGAGUCGAGCUCCCACAAUUGAAAUUGCAUCCUCGAGAAAAGAGAUCAUCAGGCCCGUCAUCACAUAUAAGAGAAAAAAGAAAAAGUGGCACGCCAAGAAGAACAGAAGUGAAAUCCAAGUGUGGUGUCCCGACAACUCUGACCUGCGUGGGCCAUAUAGCAACGACACUUUAACCUCAUGGGAGCUGCUUUGCGACUGUGUGGAGGCCAAGCUACGGCUUCCCGUCACUGUAUCCUACCACGCCGCGUCGAUACGCUGCAGUGUCAACUACACUCUACCGGAUCCUGUGCCCAGCUUCUUUUUGUCUGUACAUCAUGCAUCCAAAUCCAUCAACAUCACUGUGGAGUCGGAGAAUAAAGUCAACACGAGGUGGUGCUACAAGCAGAGUGCUCACAAUUGCGUCCAAGGCUCGAAUUUAAUCAUCAUUGAUCCAGCUCAGUCUCGCUCUGCACUUCUCAAGAUCCCGUACAUGCUUCCGUGCCUCUGCAUACAAGUUUUUUACACCCACGCAGACGCCCCACGCAAAACGGUGUGCCCUCUACAACACAUCCCUCUGCCAGAUGCGGAAAAUGUGUGGCUGUCCUCCGAGAUCACACCGUACGAGUCCACUUUGACUUGGCGCUCCGUGUGUCCCGCCCAAGCCUUCCCCGUAUUUGCUUCCCUCUGCUGGAAGCAUCACGAACACAUCUGCACCCCCUUGCCCAACUCCACCCUUGACGUGCAGGAAGACGGCACAAACCUGAUAUUUAACAUCUCAGCUGUGGACAAACACCCGCAGAUGUGCGUGAAGUUUUCCCUGCAAGGCAGCCACAACAUCUCUUGCCCCUUCCAGGCUGAUAUGCCAUCUUGGCAUGUUUCUCUGGAAGCUGGACUGCGUACGCUGUCUGUGUUCGUCAAGUCUUCCGCAGCGGCCACCUUCUCGGCUCAAAUGUGCGUGCUGAGCCAGAGGGAAUGCACAUCCCGAGGGCCCGUCUGCGCAGUGGCGGUGGAAGCAGCGUCUGAGAGCAAAGUAAGCAUGCCUCUCCACUGGGCUGCGGGGAGCGCGUGUGUGCAGGUGUGGCAGUCAUUCCCCGCCCAAACUGGACGAAGAAUUCUGUGUCCACACGAAACUCGUGACAGAUGGGGGGCGCUAGCGGCAGCAGCUUUGAUUCUUCUCACCGUGCUUGCAUUUUUAGCCAUUUUUCUCCACUCUCUCAAGAAAAAGGCAGCUAUAGCUUGGCUGUUCAUCCAGAAGCCAGUGUUGCUGGUGUGCUCGUCAGAGAGGUCGUCGCACGUUUCGGCCGUGUGCGCCUUGGCUUCCCUGCUUCGGGGGGAUCUAAGCGCCACGGUCCAUGUGGCCCUGUGCGCCGCAAGCUCGCAGAUGCGGGCGGAAGCUGGCGCCGAGACCAGCGUGGCCGACUUGGGCCCGCUGCCAUGGCUGUACGGGCAGUGGGAGGCUGUGCAGGAGGCGCAAGGAAAAGUCUUAAUAAUCUGGAGUCCCGAGGCCAAAAGGACGUACGGCAAAUGGAGGCAGCGUACGCGUGGCGGCAAAGACGAGGCUGGCGACAAUUCCCAACACGAUGCCGGACGACCGGGAAUGCUUGAGGAAGGUGGGGCCGGAACGUGCGAGGACAAAGAACGGCUGAUGGAGGACCAACGCUCAGUCGUCAUCGAACCUGUGUUUGCGGCUGCUCUAGCCUGUCUGGAGGGCGCCCUGCACCGGCGCAAAGAAGGAGGCGUGGCCUUGGUCUACUUUCGUGGCCUGUGCCGCAGCAGGGACAUCCCUGAAGCCUUUCGAGACAUCCCUCGCUACUGCAUGCCGCGGGACUUGGGAGGGCUCAUUGGGGAGCUCGAAGGCCCCAGGGCAACUAAUAAGACCUUUUGGGGGCGUUGUUGGGGUAGACUGCUUUCAAAGGGGACGUCAGUGUGGCUGGCGAUGCAGUUGGCCCGCCGGCUGCAGACGCUGCUGCCUAAUGUGCGAAGGACAAAAGGCCCAAGGUGAUGAGUCUCAUCAGUCAGGAAAAAAAAACUGGAUACAAUGCGGGGAAGAUCUUGC
This is a messenger RNA of Syngnathus acus (greater pipefish), 2320 nucleotides long. It is a transcript of the gene il17re, whose product is annotated as interleukin-17 receptor E. Lineage: Eukaryota; Metazoa; Chordata; Actinopteri; Syngnathiformes; Syngnathidae. Bases 80 to 2266 code for a protein of 728 amino acids. The transcript is spliced from 17 exons. Gene Ontology annotation, molecular function: interleukin-17 receptor activity. The record is from RefSeq and is a predicted model, not a curated record.